AUAUGUUUUUAUUGAAAUAAUCUAUACAAAAAUAUCCAAAAUAUACUCAGAGUGCGUUAUAACAACAAAUAAAAAAUGGAAACCUCGACCAUCCAUUCUUUUUCUACUCAUGCACCAUUUAAACAACCUGUUGUCAUCACUCAUUACAUUUCAAUGGUUAUUGCGUUUCUCGGGUGCUACCCUUUAUUAUUAACACGAAAGAUUCAAAAACAAAAAGUGUAUAUUGCUAGUGCAGCUUUAUUCUUUGGUUUGACUGGAUUUAUUUCGGGUUACUUUAUACAUCAAAACGAACGAAGCACGGCUUCCACUAUUUUAAACGUGAUCAGUCUGUUACUAUUUCUUUUAGUGGUUUCCCAAUCGAUACUUGCGAUCUACAGACGAUUAUCAACACGACAAGUGAAAAAGAUACCAAAGUGGAUCGAUUUGACCCUUGGCUGGAUUAGUUUGACUGUGGCAUUUAGCUAUUUGACUUUGGCAGCCCUUGUAUUCACUGAAAGCUGUAACAAUGAGCAGCAGCAAUCCCAGUGUUUGAUGCCAGUUGCCAUGGGAACAGGAUUCAUCAUGUAUGGAACACUAGCAUUAUUACAUUUACUGGCCAUAAUUAAAUUACCACGCCCUGCAACUCCAGAAUAUUAUGAGGGUGUGAUUAUCACAUUCUGGGGAUUUAUUAGUUUACUUGUAGCUGGUACACCUAUUUUAGGAUCGGAAUGGCGGGCAAUAAAUUUAGGUUUAUUAUGGUUUACAGGUGGUCUUUUUUCAAUUAGUUUGAGCGUACAAACUUGGAUUCCGGCACUCAGAGAACGAAAUAUUAUUAACGCCCUGAUUAUUUGCUUGACAGGUCGAGCUAUUGUGGCAGGUUUAACUCAAGUUGGAGAUACUUAUGCAGCACAAGUACAUACCAUGCUUGGCUAUAUAUUGAUCAUCGGAGCUAUUGCACGUUUAACUCAGAUUGUUUUCCGUAAAUCACCAGCUGAUAAUUUACCACAUCGAAUGUUUCAGCAAAUUGAUCAGGAUAUCGAAGAGGAAGAGGAAGAGCAAGGGACAAAGUGUAAACACACCUUUAUAUUUGCAACUAUCACUCUUGUGACUGGAUUGUUGGCAUCAUUAUUGUCUAUUUGUGGUGGUAUUUUAUUCAUGGGAUCAAAUGUGGGAUGGAUUCGCUACAUGAAGUUUUAUAUAACAGAUGCUACCACGUAUGUCAAUAUCACGCUGGCUGUUGCAUUCCUGUGGUCUGCAUAUGUGUUUGGACUCUGCACAAUUUAUAAGAAUCUGAAGGCGAGUAAUGCUCUAAAUCAAUACGAAUAUUUAGAACUGAACACAUCAACUGAUUUGCCAUUUCAUUUCGAACAACAAUCACGACAUUGGCCAAUAAGCGCUUUACCGUCUUCACCUCCACCACCGAUAGAAUCUGACUUUGGUAUGUCGUUGUCACCAACAAAUAUGUCACCUAUUAUGUCACCAUUAUCUCCACAUAAUUAUCAUCAUCAUCAGUCGCACGAAACUUCAACAGAAAAGACAAUAAGACCUUCGGAAUAUCGAGCUAAACGUAGAUCACUUUUAGUCCAAUCACCGAAAGCAACGAGUAAUAAUAGAGGCAGUAUUGUAGUAGGUGGAAUAUUACCUGAUGAGCUACAACAUACGGCUACACCGGUGGAUUCGUCGUUUAGACGUUCAUGGUUGUCGUCAGGAUCUAAUUCGUCUGUGGGCUACUAUUCGGGUAGUAUAGACUCUGCACCCAAUUCACCGCCAUUUGAACAAAGACCCUAUUCAUCCAUGUCAUCUACUUUACCCCAAGGAGAGAGCAGUAACAAACAACAAGAACAUUCAAGAAGAAACAGUGCAAAUGAAUCAUCAUUUGAUGAAGAGGUUAAAAGAAGAAGUGAUAAUGCCAAUACUCAUACUCACGAUAUGGUUAUUGGUAACAGUAGCGCAAACAAAAUCCAACGUUGGUCUCAUAAUGAAUUGACAACAACUAAAAACAAUCUGUAAAUUUGUACAUCUCCCCCCACACACCCCCACCAUAACACCCCACCCCACCCCACUUAUACCAAAUAAAAUCAACCAAUCAUAAUCCCCCUUUAAGGAUUAUUAAGCAAU
Molecule: messenger RNA, 2097 nt
Organism: Mucor mucedo
Lineage: Eukaryota; Fungi; Mucoromycota; Mucoromycetes; Mucorales; Mucoraceae
Exons: 4
Coding region: 76-1989 (637 amino acids)
Source: RefSeq, a predicted model, not a curated record